Molecule: messenger RNA, 957 nt
Organism: Phyllotreta striolata
Lineage: Eukaryota; Metazoa; Arthropoda; Insecta; Coleoptera; Chrysomelidae
Source: the annotation of a GenBank genome assembly
CUUUUCGUCCAUUGACAGCAACACAAACGUGAGGUUGUCUGUGGUAAAAUAAUAAUUUGCUUAUAUUUUAAGCAUCUUUUAGCAAUUUAGAUUAUAAAAUGGUGCAGAAAAAGCCCAAGAAGAAGGUGGGAAAGAAGGUAGCAGCCGCUCCUUUGGCAGUGAAAAAGGUCGAGCAGAAAAAAGAAGUGAAUCCCCUAUUCGAAAAGCGACCCAGGAACUUCGGAAUAGGCCAAGACAUCCAAAUCCCCCGGGAUCUAUCGAGGUUCGUGAAAUGGCCCAAAUACAUCCGCAUCCAAAGGCAGAAGGCCGUCUUGCAGAAGCGCCUGAAAGUCCCGCCGCCCAUCAACCAAUUCUCCCAGACCAUCGACAAACAAACAGCCACCCAAUUGUUCAAAGUAUUGGAGAAAUACCGGCCGGAAACCGCUCUCCAGAAAAGGAACCGAUUGAAGGCCAAAGCUGAAGCUAAAGUGGCCAAGAAGGAAGAGACCCCUUCGAAAAGACCCAAUACUUUAAGGGCUGGUACUAACACCGUCACCAAAUUGGUUGAACAGAAAAAGGCCCAAUUGGUGGUGAUCGCCCACGAUGUAGACCCUAUUGAGCUUGUACUAUUCCUCCCCGCGCUCUGCAGGAAAAUGGGAGUCCCUUACUGUAUAGUAAAGGGCAAAGCCAGGUUAGGGCUGCUCGUUAGGCGUAAAACUUGCGCGGCUGUCGCCCUUACGCAAGUCGAUUCAGGCGACAGGUCUAACUUCAACAAGCUUUUGGAGGUUAUCAAGACGAACUUCAACGAUCGCGCCGAUGAGAUCAGGAGGCACUGGGGAGGCGGUAUCCUCGGAUCGAAAUCCGCUGCCCGUAUUGCUAAAUUGGAAAGGGCCAAGGCCAGGGAACUCGCCCAGAAACAGGGUUAAUUCAAUGUUUCGUUUAUUUGUUAAUAAAUACAGGAUUAAAGAAUUAAUACGG